AUGCUUACUCCCGACAUUCUGUUGAGCGUGGCCCUGAAUCUGGAUCUGAUUGAUGUUCUCUCUCUGACCCAGGUAAGUAGAGCUUUCCGAGCGGUUAUCCCCGAAUCACUAAUACGAGACCUAUUGCACGAUAAGUGUCCAUACUAUGACUUACAAAAUUCCCCGCAUGAUUCGUGGAAGGCCUGUGCUGGAAACUAUCUGAGAGCUCAAAUUCGACCUACCCCAGACAAGAUAUGGGAGGGAUUCGACGAGCUUUGCAGUACAGACGUCCCCCUACCAAGCGACUUUUUGUGCCUAUGCAAGCCUUCCAACAUUGCCUUCAAAUGGUCUUUCUGCAAUACAGGCAUUUCAUUUGGACCUCGAAUGCUGGAUCUCACUGAGUCUCCCUCUCCCCGUAAACGGACUCCUCCUCCUGGGGAAUACUUUCAGAAGUGCGGUGUGUUUGACGGUCAAGAAGCAUCUGUUCUCAAACGAUGCGGGAUUACAAUGUGGAUGUUAGGCGAGGUGGUGGAGCUCCAGUCUUCUCCCCAAGUUAUGGCAGCCAUUGUCUUGUAUGACCGGCUCAAGUUUGCACUGCUGAUAAAACACAAGGUGUCUAAAUGGGAAACCCCAGAACCAGACCAUAUAAUGGAACUUGAGGGACUUUAUGCGCCGUUCAGAAUCCAGCUUGUGGGCAAACAGGUGUUUGUCAUGGCCGCUGCUGAUGGAACAGAAACAGCCGUCACCGUCCAACGGGGAGAAGACCUCAUUCGCCUGGAACAUAGCCACUCCAGAAAGUACCAGCCUAUUGGACUCACUUGUUAUGAUGGCAAAACAACCAUUGUUGACAUGGCCAGCGUUUUGGAAACAGAUGUCGAAGUUCAUGAGUUUCUCUGGAAACUGAAUCCUUACAAGUUCACUACCCGAUUCAUGACCGUGGUCCAAGACGAAAACAAACCGCAAUACGCAGUGGUAUACCGUCGACCAGGUUUGGCAACUACAUUGCUGAACUUGGAAACAAGAGAGGCAAAGGUCUUAAUGCCAAAGUCAAGAACGGGCGUCUUUCCAGACUACUUUACUCCAGAAACAUAUUUCCUCAUGGUGGGAAUGUCUAAGGGAAGACUUGCUGUCUUUAAAUACACCAGGAAGUACCUCCACCGACUCUAUAAAAACCAGCAUGGUCUGAAUCUCCCCGACAGCUUGGCCACUUGUUUAUCGGAAACUCCAAAGAUGCCUUUGUUUGAAGCUCUCAUGAAUAUGAGACCGCAAGAGUCUGGAACGGUCCCUCUUCUCAGAAUUGUGAACGAAAGGAACAGGUUCAACGAACAGAACAGAUUCCAUAGCCACACCUUUGCCUAUGGCUUCACAACCGAAGGCAAUUCGAGAGGUCGCGCUUAUGGAAUCGACUCGUAUAAAGCUGAAGGAAAGGGAGACGUUCCGAGCGCUCAGAUGCAAUAG
Messenger RNA from Yarrowia lipolytica CLIB122, 1437 nucleotides. RefSeq lists its product as uncharacterized. NCBI's taxonomy places the organism in Eukaryota, Fungi, Ascomycota, Dipodascomycetes, Dipodascales. Gene Ontology annotation, molecular function: protein binding. The record is from RefSeq and is a predicted model, not a curated record.